AUGGCUUACUCGGAAUUAGCAGGUUCGACCUAUGGUAAGGACAAUGUCAAAUUUUUAAAAGUUAAAAAGGACAAACAAAAUCCAAAAAAGCAAGAUGUAAUGGAAGCUACUGUAAUGGUUUUAUUGAAAGGUGAUUUUGACGUGUCUUACACCAAAGCUGAUAAUGCCCCAAUUGUGCCCACUGAUACGGUAAAAAAUACCAUUCUACUGUUUGCUAAACAAUACGACACCUGGCCAACUGAAAAGUUUGCUGCUAAACUGGCACUACAUUUCACUUCAAAGUACGAUCAUGUGUCUGGUGUAACGAUCAAAAUUUACGAAGAUCGGUGGGUUAAGUAUGAUGUUGAUGGUAAGCCAAGUUUGCAUUCAUUUGUUCAUCAAGGUCCAGAAAAGAAGGUAACGUUCUUGGACUAUGAUAAAAAGCAUGGACCAUCCAAGUAUUUCUUGAGCAGUACUAUUAAGGAUUUGACUGUUUUGAAAUCGACAAACUCGAUGUUUUACGGUUAUAACAAGUGUGAAUACACAACAUUGAAACCAGUCACGGAUCGUAUUCUAUCAACUGAUAUCUUUGCAUGCUGGGAGUGGAAUUGCUCGAAAUUAGGUUGCUUGAUAUCAAUUUCUGAAGGUAAAAAAGAUGAAAUUUUUAAUUCAGUUUACACAAAGGCUCGUGAUAUUACACUUGAUAUUUUUGCAAAAGAAAAUUCACCAUCUGUUCAGGCAACAAUGUUUAACAUGGCCACUGAAAUUUUGAAAGUUGCUCCAGCAGUUAAUUAUGUCACUUAUGAGCUGCCAAAUAAGCAUUAUUUCCUAUUCGAUUUCAAAUGGUUCAAAGGCCUUGAAAAUGAUAACGAAUUGUUCUAUCCAUCACCACAUCCAAACGGUUUGAUCAAAUGUAAAGUUGGUCGCAACAGCUCUAAGUUAUGA
Messenger RNA from Zygotorulaspora mrakii, 924 nucleotides. Its product is annotated as urate oxidase. Gene Ontology annotation, molecular function: urate oxidase activity. The record is from RefSeq and is a predicted model, not a curated record. The transcript has a single exon. NCBI's taxonomy places the organism in Eukaryota, Fungi, Ascomycota, Saccharomycetes, Saccharomycetales, Saccharomycetaceae. Gene Ontology annotation, biological process: urate catabolic process; purine nucleobase catabolic process. The coding region runs from base 1 to 924 and encodes 307 amino acids. Gene Ontology annotation, cellular component: peroxisome.